Molecule: messenger RNA, 1346 nt
Organism: Prosopis cineraria
Lineage: Eukaryota; Viridiplantae; Streptophyta; Magnoliopsida; Fabales; Fabaceae
Exons: 3
Coding region: 197-988 (263 amino acids)
Source: RefSeq, a predicted model, not a curated record
AGAUUUUGGCUUGAGCACCCAACUUGCUUUUCCAAUAAGGUUAGUUUCCGGAGUGCCCCUGCAAGGAAACUAACGCAGUAAGACUGGUUUCGCUUGCAAAAGAAACUCCGAUAUAGUGUACAGUAUCUCCGUCUCGAUAUCUUUGCAUCUGCAGAACUCGAUCAAACGUUAGAAUUGAACCUGAAUCCUAAUUGUAAUGAUUAAAUCCACCUCGCAAUCGCGGAAGACUCUUGAUUCACGGCACCCCAUAGAUUCCUGUAUGUUGCAGCUUCAUAGUUGGAGGCCCUUUCAAUCACAAAGUACCCCUACCAAAAUCCUAGACUCUGAUUCCCACAUUAAUGCUAACCCUAGACCUUAUUACUCCUCCUCCAAUGGUAUCCACACCAAGCGCCCCUGCCUUUCCGACCGCACCACCUCGUCUUUCUCUGUGGAUGCUAUUGAUUUGUCCAAGCUGAGCUUGAUCGACGACGAUAAGCCGAUUGCAGCUGGUCACUGUAGGAGUGGAAGCUACCGUUUAAUAGCUCGCAAGAGGCGGCGCCGGGGGUCCAGGUCUGUAUCGGGUCGGAGCAGCGAUCGUAGCGGGACCCGUAGAUGCUGCUCAGUUGGGGCUUCCGCAGCAUAUGGGACAUGCUCUGAUUUUCCGGUGGCGAUGGGCACCGAUUCGAGCGGGGAGUUGUUUGGAAAUGGCGAUGCGAAUUGGUCAUCGGAUGUGAGUGAAGCAAAGAAUUCGAGGAAGGACAGAGACAGGGAAGGUGGUAGUGGAGAAAAGGAGAAUUUGGGUUUGGGAUUUGGGCUAACUGGGUGUUCUGAUGCUAAUGGAAAUGAGUCUGGGUAUGGAAGUGAACCGGGUUAUCGGGGAGAUGCAGAGUUUGGUUAUGGAGACGAGCUUGAAGAGGAAGAGGACGAAACACGAUUAUUGUUUUGGGGAGAUCAAUUUGGAGUGAUGUGGUGUGAAUGUGAUCGUGAACUUGGCGCUUUGUUUGGGUGAUAUUUCAAGUGGUAUGUGGUCGGAAUGAGCUAAACUGUAGGUUCGAGAAUGGAAAUGGUUGGGGAGAACACCCUAUUGGAUCACAAGUUCCAUCAUAGAUGCCGACGAAGGAAGCAAGAUUGUAGAAUGGUUGAUGCACUGAAGUAAAAUCCGUCCUGCUCUCACAUUUGGCCAAAACAAGAUACCGAGCACAUCAGCAAAUUGAGCAGGUGGCUCUGUGAGUGUGAUACGGCUUUGCUAAAUUGUGAGAUCUGCUUGAUUUCUUUUGACGAGUAAACAAAGUCUUAACUAGUUGACUGUAAACCAUCAUCACAUAUUGAUAUAAAUUUAAAUUAUUUAUCAAUAUUGAUGUUUUUAA